UUGAGGAAGCUCCAGUGCAGAAUGUGGAUAAUGGUUUGAGACCCGCUGAACUUCUAUCGAGCUCGUAGUAUAUUAGUUCAUAUUUAAGGACAUUCAGUAUUUACCGGGAACCUGUCCCAUCAGUAUACAUUUUUGUUUGUAUAUGUCAUAGGCGUGGUUAAUAACCGGAACAGAAGCUAGCCGCGUAUAUUUGUAAAUAAGAGACAGUUGAUGUUGACAGCUGUAACGUGGACUUUAUAUCCAGACAUGCUGCUUUGAUGUUACAUCGUCAAUAUGAAGCCUUUUAUAUUGUACUUGCUCUACAUGCUAUUUGCAUUAUUUUCCGUCCAUUGUGCGGUGAAACCAGUACCUACAGCGGAAGGCAUGAGAAAUGAGGAAGAGGAGCGAGAGUUUGAUACCCUCCACUCCUUACUGUCGGACUAUGAGGUUCUGCCUGCAUCAGGGCUCCAGCUUCACUCUGUCAGAAAGAGGGACAUUGAUGCCCGGUCAUAUGUGGAGCGGCUGGUUAGCUUCACAGCACUUCAGAGGCACUUCAAGUUAUACUUGACGACGAACACAGAGCUUUUCACAGAUGACUUCAAAGUUGUGUUUGUAGAUAAGUAUGGAAAUGAGGACCAAUAUGAUGUUCAGUUGCAGAAUUACUUCAAAGGACAUGUAGUUGGAGAGGAGUACUCCCGUGUGCAAGCACAUAUCGAUGGGGAGGAGUUUUCUGCCCACAUUCUCACAGAUGAAGCUGAAUACAAUGUGGAGCCUUUGUGGCGGUUUGCAGAAACGCCUCCUGAUGGCCGUUUGCUUGUGUACCGCUCAGAGGACAUAAAGAACAUCAGUCGACUAUCCUCUUCCAAAGUGUGUGGAUAUGUGAAUGCCGAUGCCCAGGAGCUGCUGCCAACUGAGGCAAGAGCAGUGGUAGAAACAGAACAGGAGGAAGAACCUCACCGUAUUGAGAGGAGAUCUGCACAUGACCACAAGAAAAACACCUGCCCUCUGCUGUUAGUGGCAGACCAUCGCUUCUACAAGCACAUGGGACGUGGAGAGGAGAGCACCACCCUCAACUACUUGAUUGAGCUGAUAGACCGAGUGGACGAUAUCUACAGGAACACAUCAUGGGACGAUGAGUACAAAGGAUAUGGUGUGCAGAUUCAGCAGAUAAUAAUAAACCACGAGCCCACAAAAGUUGGCCCAGGAGAGGUUCACUAUAACAUGGAUGGCAGCCCAUUAGGAAGAAAAGAUGGUGUGUGGGAUGUAAAGAAGCUUCUAGAACAAUUCAGUUAUGACAUCGCAGACAAUGCCUCUCUAGUUUGCCUUGCCCAUCUCUUCACCUAUCAAGACUUUGAUGAUGGGACUCUUGGUCUUGCAUACGUGGCCCCUUCCAAACCACAGGGAUUAGGAGGACUUUGCCCUAAACCCUACUUCCCAUCACAAACUGUCAGCAAACCCAGUUACCUGAACACUGGCCUAACUAGCACCAUGAAUUAUGGGAAGACUAUUCUGACUAAGGAAGCAGAUCUUGUAACCACUCAUGAGCUCGGCCACAACUUCGGAGCAGAACACGAUCCAGACAACAUGGCUCUCUGUGCACCCAAUGAUGACAAAGGUGGCAAAUUUGUCAUGUACCCUAUUGCAGUAAGCGGAGAUCAUUUCAACAAUAAGCGCUUCUCCAGCUGCAGCAAGUUUUCUGUAAGUAAGACUUUGAAGGUCAAGGCCCGUCAGUGCUUCAAGGAGAGGAGCAGUAAGCUUUGUGGGAACUCGCGUGUGGAAGAGGAUGAAGACUGUGACCCUGGACUCCUUCACCUCAAUGAUGACCCCUGCUGCACCUCUAGGUGCAAAUUCAGGAUGCAGUCACAAUGCAGUGAUAGGAACAGCCCCUGCUGCAGGAACUGUAGGUUUGAAAGUGCAGAGAAGAUUUGUCAGGAGAACAUCACUGCCACCUGCAAGGGCAUGUCAAAGUGCACAGGCAACAGCAGCGAGUGCCCCGCUCCUGGUAACCUGGCUGAUGAUACAGUUUGUGUGGAUAAAGGCCGAUGUCACAAGGGUGAAUGUAAGCCUUUCUGUGAGGCCGUGCAUAACCUUGAGUCCUGUGCCUGCAAUGAGACCGAGGAGUCAUGCAAAGUGUGUUGUAGAAACAUAGAUGGACAGUGUACUCCCUUCGUCACUAGUGAUGGAGGGUAUCUUUACCUGCGCAAGGGCAAACGCUGUACAGUUGGCUUCUGUGAUGGGGCUGGUAAAUGCAUGAAGCAAGUGCAAGAUGUCAUUGAACGCUUAUGGGACUUCAUAGACAAACUGGAUAUAAACACAUUUGGGAAGUUCUUAGCUGACAACAUAGUGGGGUCUGUGGUGGUCUUCUCUCUCCUUUUCUGGAUUCCUCUAAGCAUACUGGUGCAUUGUGUGGACAAGAAACUGGAUCAUCAAUAUGAGACCUCCAAAUCCUUGCUGUAUCCUAGUCAGAUGGUGAUGGAGGUGUGUAGUAGAGCUCUCAACUCAGAGCCUGGAGAUGAUGAGCGGUCAGGAGUCAGUUCCCCUCCGCAUCGUCAAGCCCCCUGCUCAGGCUUCGUUUUCAGCGGCAGCACGACCUCAGCCCUCACUGGGCCUCUCGGGUCCCGGCAUCUCACCGCCACAGGAGACAUUCGCCGCCCAAGGCCCCGCCAACCUCUCCGCCGCACCCAGAGCGGAUCCACUGCGAAUGGCCACCAUCGAGGAGGACCCCAGCGGCGACUCCUCUCACCUGGACGAGGGGUUGCUGGAGGAAAGGUUCCCUCCAAGCGCCACAGCUGCCAGGUCCUUCGAGGACCUCACCGGACAGGCAACGCCAAAGCGGGGGGACAAGAGACGGCUGACGAGACAGGCGCGAAUUGAUAGUAAGGAGACAGAUUGCUGAGGACAGAGGCUCAUACUACUCAUUAGUACACCCUUAUGUGUGUGCAUGACAAUUAAGAUCACUUGAUAGUGCCCUGAAAUUCAUUACAUUUACUUCAAGGGAAAGUUCACCCAAAAAUGAAAAUUCUCUCCUCAUUUACUCACCCUCAUGCCAUCCCAGAUGUGUAUGACUUUCUUUUUCUGCUGAACACAAACAAAGAUUUUUAGAAGAAUAUCUAAAAGCACAUAAAGCAGCAUUUAAGUAAUUCUCCAGUGGUUCAAUUCAUGUCUUCAGAAGUGAUAUGAUAAGUGUGUGUGAGGAACAGAUCAAUAUUUAAGUCCUUUUUAAUUAUAAAUCUCCACUUUCUUCUUUUGUUUUUGGCGAUUCACAUUCUUCAUACAUAUCGCCACCUACUGGGCAGGGAGGAGAAUUAAUAGUAAAAAAGGACUUGAAUAUUGAUCCAUUUUUCACCCACACCUAUCAUAUCACUUCUGAAGAUAUAGAUUUAACCACUGGAGUCUUAUGAAUUACUUUUAUGCUGCCUUCAUAUGAAUUUUGGAGCUUCAAAAUGUUGGUCACCAUUCACAUUCAUUGGAUGGACCUACUGAGCUGAGAUAUUCUUCUAAAAAUAUGAAUUUGUGUACAGUCUGGUAUGGCAUGAGGGUGAGUAAAUGAUGAGAGAAUUCUCAUUUUCAGGGCUCCACACAAAAAAUCAAUUAAGGAGCCAUUGGCUCCUAUAAGAAAAUAAAACAGCCGGCAAAUAAAUUGAAGUGCCACAUAAGAAUGAACUUACGUUUUACAUUUUUAAAACAUUUUCAGUCAUCCUGUCGUGUGUAUACAUCUGUCCUACUUUUACAUCGUCAGAAUUUUCUUCCAUCUUGUGGAUAUCCUGGAAACUGAAGUUCACUUAAAGUGUGAACUGAACAUCUUUUUUCAACUUGAGAAAUAUGUACAGUCACAAAGAAUUGUACUUUACACAGAAUCUGAGCCAGUGUCAUUGACCAUAAUUAUGUCAGCAUCACUUGGCCAUUGAGUGUAGUUUGGCUGCCUCCUCUUUUUUUUGGAUAAAGCCAGCGUUUGACACAUGGUUCAGGAUCAAGUGUUCUGUGCUGAUCCUGUUCAAGUCUUCCAAGGAUGACACAUGGAGUCAGUUGCGUACUUUUGAUUUAAUCCUGUUUUGAGCUGAAAAGCCACGUUCACACCGAGCAGUUGAAAUUGUUUUGAUAAACAAUAUCUCAGCUAGAUACAAAACACUCUGGAAAUCUGAGCAGUGGGGCUCUUUUGUCAGUAGGACUUCCCACAAACUGCAAUAGAAUUUAUCUGUAAACUGUCCUUUUACAAGAGUUUUCAGCAAUCUCCAUUCUGCCUGUACAGCACAGAUGUCACAUCCAUUUUUCAGCACGAUGCCUUGAUACCAUUUUAGCUGCUUGUCAAUAUCCUUUUCUCCAAAAGUGUGGACAUCGUCUGGCCAUGAAUCAUGACAAAAGACGGAGAAGCAUCUAAUGAUCUCUGCCCCUUGCGUGUUUCUGUGCUGUGUGUUGCCUCUCAUCAUUUCAGACCUCCUUUCAAGUUCCUUAUCCACCUCAAUGAAGAAACUGUAGACAUUACAGUUUAGUUCUUCACUGAAACUUGAGAGAUCACCGCCUUUAAGUGGUAUUUUCUAAAAGGAAAUGCCCAUGUAGGCAGAUGAGGCUGCCUUUUUCUGCCUUCUAGUCUGUUUUCUCUUUGAGCUUUGUCCUGCUGCAUCACAUUUUCCUGCUGAGAAACUGAAUCCAAGUUUGUGUGAUGGAGAAAUUCCUCCAACUUUCCAUUCCUCACUGGUUUGUCCUUCAUUCCCUUGAUUGUACAAACAGAGGUAUCAAUAGCUGCACAGCCUGAGGAAGAAUAAGUGAGUUCUUCUGAAGCACAAGACUCAACUUUGAGAUUUCUCCAAACAGGUCAUGGAGAAAGUGACAAAACGCCACAAAAGACAACUUUUUCAUUUGUUGCCAGAUGUGUUUUGCUCUUCCUCUUAUUUCAGUGUUUUUGGAUGAUGUGCAUGUGGAGGUGCACAGCUGUAUAUUGACCCUGACCUGUGUGAUAAGAAGCAAGAAAAACAGAAAGGUAAAUGUAAGGCAACCAGUGCUGGAUCUUCACUGCAGAAGGUGUUUGUUUGGCGCAGCCUAACUCUAUCCCGAUGGCUUUCAGCAUAUUUUUUUUUUUUUCUUUUUCACUGAAACUUUCAUGCGCAGUGUCUCAUUUUAAUACAUCAACACAACAAAUGUCCUCACAGAACACGCAAGUAUAAAGACAUUACAUACUAAUUUUUAAAUAAUAAUGUGUAAAUUUAUAUGGUCACCAGUGGUGAUCUCAGCAAAAAUAUCACUCAGAAAAUUAAUAUUUUUGUCUGUUUUAGGCACAGUCUGGAGCCCUGAUUUUGGGGUGAACUUUCCUUUUAAAUGAGCCUUAAUAUGAUUAAGGUGCAAUCAGGCUAAAUUUUUAGGUGUACAAUUUUUGUUACAUGGUGACUGCUGACUAAUUUCGGUUCUGCUACAUUUUGUUGCAUUCCUUUAUUAUAGAAUUGUAUAUGUUACUAAAAAGCAACUAAAUGCUAGCGACUGUCAAGAUGAAUUAUUAACAUAUGCUAAAGAUAGUAAUUAAAAGUUUAAUUCUGGGUUAAAUACAAUUUAAACUCCAUUAAUAGUGUUUGUGCUAUGGAUUAGCACAGAAAACAUUUUCAACUUGUCCCAUAAUUUGUAAAAACAAGCUAAAAACAGUAAUACACAUACAAUGGAAAUUUGAGGCAACAAUUUGUCUUCCAUUGCAUUGUAUGUGCAUUACUGUCAAGGCAAUUUUGUUUGUUUUUACAAACUGAGCAAUUAGUAGAAAUCAUUUUUUAUGGUAUAAAACAAUCAACAGCCUGCCAUAGAUGCUGUCUGAAAUAUUCCUUUAAUGCAGCAUGUGCCUUGUAUCACAGUUUCAGUAGUGCUUUGGAAGCUACAGUUGCUUGAGUGCAUUCAAUUCUCAUUAAAUUAUUAGGACAAUUCAUUCAUUUAUACCUCAUUAAGAAUAUGAGCAGCAUACAGCACAGUUCCGUACAAGUAAUUACACUUUUAAUGUUACACUGGUCUACUUUAUAAGAAAAUUCAGCUAUGCAUAUCCUAUUCCAUAUGUAUAUGAAUUUAAUUUCGUACCUGUGGGAACUGUUAGAGGAGAUGCUGUUUAUUUGUUUGUUUUAACAUUUUAUGGCUUUAUGAUAGAAAUUGCACUGGAUGUUUAAACCAAUUUAAUGUGUUUUAUCAUAAGAAUUGUUCAUCUCAUGGCAUGACAUUUUUUUGGUAAUAUGGAGGUAAAAAUAUAUGAAUCACUGAUUAUAGAGCAAAGGAUGUGCAUUUCACUGAAGAAAAAAUAAAUCCUACUGUUCUGUUUUUAGUGUUUCUCCACUGUGAAAUAUUUCAGUUCAUUUUUAAAGUGAAUUUUCAAUGUUUGUAUAAUGUGACUGCACUGUUAGUUAUCUUUUAGGCAGGAUCAGUCAUCUCUAAUUUCUUAUGUGCCAAAAGUCAAUGAACUAAGUAUAUAUUUUUAAUGUUUCUUGUAUAUCAAAUCAAAGGUAAUGAUUAAAACAUCUCAUUUGAUUGAGGUCAUU
Messenger RNA from Xyrauchen texanus (razorback sucker), 6479 nucleotides. RefSeq names its product disintegrin and metalloproteinase domain-containing protein 17-like. The coding region runs from base 274 to 2853 and encodes 859 amino acids. NCBI's taxonomy places the organism in Eukaryota, Metazoa, Chordata, Actinopteri, Cypriniformes, Catostomidae. Gene Ontology annotation, cellular component: plasma membrane. Gene Ontology annotation, biological process: membrane protein ectodomain proteolysis; Notch signaling pathway. The transcript is spliced from 20 exons. Gene Ontology annotation, molecular function: metalloendopeptidase activity. The record is from RefSeq and is a predicted model, not a curated record.